GUUCACUUCAUCUCUGAAGUCUCAUAAACGCACGGGCCAAUAAAGCUCCUGCGCCACGCGCCUUUGGUGUUGCGCUCUGACGCGGGGAGAAGUGAUGGAAAUAAGCGCGCGGGUCGAUUAUAGGUCCUCGCGGCCUACGUACUUGUGUCAGAAUCCAAGUUUGUGACCAAUGACUUAAUAGCAACACCAGUAAUGCCAGAACAUGAUACAAAAUUCUCUCUAAACCGACACGCCAAGAGAAGACGGGUGGACAUCGGAGUGAAAAGAACUGUAAGCUCAGCUGCCACAUUGACCCAAACCGCAUCUGGCAUCAUCACAGCUAAUCCCACCGUCAUGAACGGGAUCCGUAAGCAGGACGUGCUGGAGAGUCAAGCUGCUAAGUUAGGGCACAGUGACAUGGGUGUCAUUAGGUCAAACAACGUUCUUCGCAAAUUGUUGAAGAGGACGAGCUCAUACGGAGAUGACAUGGUGCCUUUUCAUAGCGCCGCUAUAAUCAGCAACUUACUCAAGAGGAAUAUGUCCAAGGGUGGUGGAGACCAAGGUAUAACAGAAUCCAAAGCAUCCCAGGAGGACACUUGCAGCACCUCAUCCCAGGACAGCCCUCAAGAGUGCCCCUCGCCAUCUGCAAACGCCACACUGUACCCGUUUGACUCUGAUCGACUCAAUGAUGAGCACCUUCGGGCCAAGCGUGCCCGUGUAGAGAACAUCAUUCGUGGAAUGAGCCACUCACCCAACAUGACUGCUCCAUUAAUUCCCCGCGUAAAUGAUCGCGGCCAGAAUGAAGAUGGCGAAACCGAAGGUCCUCCGCAGUCCCGUAGCCCUCGAGACAACUAUCGUGAGAACAAGAGGAAGCAAAAGUUACCUCAGCAGCAGCACCGAAGCUACCAGCAGCUGGUUUCUGCACAUAAGGAGCAGAAGGUUGAAGAACGCAGGCAGUUGAAACUGCAGCUGGAGGACAUGCAGAAACAGCUUCGACAACUUCAAGAGAAGCUCUUUCAGAUGUACGACAGCACCGAUUCCGAAGCAGAUGGAGGGAAUAUCUCAGAAGACAGCGUACGAUCUGAUGAGGGCCUUGUCGAUGGCGACCUCAAUGAAGAUUCUCGCUCUAACAAUGACUUGGAUCCGGGACAGUUUUUGGAUCAAGCAAGGGCUCUACUUGGGGAACAAGUCUUGUCGGUUAGAGAAAAGCCAAAAAGGGAAAGUUAUUUAAGGGGGAAAGAUUUAAUCUCAAUGCAUGAAGAGGGCAAACAUUUGGCAGAAACCCUGAAGCAGGAGCUGAACUCCGCCAUGUCUCAAGUAGUAGAAACCGUGGUGAAAAUCUUUGCCAAAUCUCGUCGGACAACCCAGGACUACAUCGCUGGUAAUGGGGACAACCCGGACUUCCACUCCGCUCACCAAAGGGUGCAAUGCCUCGCUGAUGUCAUCAAUCCCAGCCCGCUUGAAUCAUUUGGCGGAGCCCCUCUACCUAGUGCCAACCACCAGACCGAGGCGAUGUCCCUGGUGGUGCGAAAGUCGCCAUUUGAGCACCAUCAGUCCUCUGCACUCGGGGCUGACGGUGGCCACCCACAUCCGUCUCUUCACCCGUCUUCUCUUUCUGCCAACAUGACCUUCAGCUCCCCAUCCUUCCGCCAUCCGUUUCCGCUCUCUCUCAUGGCUUACUCAUUCCAGAGUGCAUUUGGUGCCCCAUCAGCAGGAUACUCUAGGAAAGACCAAAACUUUCCCGACUCAAUGGAUCUGUCACGAGAAUCCAUAGGCAUGCCAACCAAAAUGUCUUCCGGCCACCAUCUAGGGCACCAUCGUUCCUGCUCACCAGUUCAGCCGGGAAGCACUGCUGAGGGGCCUUCGCUGUCAUUCAUCAAAUCUGAAUGUGGAGACCUUCAAGAUAUGUCAGACAUCUCGACCUACUCAGGGAGUACAGUCCAGGAGGGUUUAUCUCCAAACCAUCUGAAAAAGGCCAAGGUGAUGUUCUUCUACUCCAGGUACCCAAGCUCCAACACACUGAAGAUGUACUUCCCCGAUGUGAAGUUUAACAGGUGCAUCACAUCUCAGCUGAUCAAGUGGUUCAGUAACUUCAGAGAGUUCUUCUACAUCCAGAUGGAAAAGUUCGCUCGGCAGGCCAUUAAUGACGGAGUGCUGACGGCUGACGACCUCAGCGUGACUUGUGACUCUGAACUCUACAGAGUGCUCAACAUGCACUACAACAAGAGCAAUGAUUUUCAGGUUCCUGAACGUUUCUUGGAGGUUGCUCAGAUAACAUUACGGGAGUUCUUCAACGCAAUUGUGUCUGGUAAAGACGUGGAUCCGUCAUGGAAGAAGGCAAUUUAUAAAGUCAUCUGCAAACUGGACUCGGAAGUUCCGGAGAUCUUUAAAUCAAAAAAAUGCCUUCUCAAACUCCUUCAUGAGUAACAGGUUUUCUCUUUCUAUUCAAAAAUACAGUUUUGUAUUUUUUUUAAUUUUGUUAAGAUUUCUGCCAGUUUGUUAACAUUACACAGGUGAUAAAAAAUGUCAUGGUUUUGUUGGAUUUUAACCUUUUCUGUUUGGCUUUAGUUUUUUUAAUGAAUGUAGACCGAUCUCACGAUAACUUUAUGUGAAGUUUUGCAGUAUGGGUUCUGGAAAAACAGGGCAGGACAUUUGUAGGAUGACCGCUAAAUUGUAUAUUAUUACCAUUUUGAACUUUCUUUUUUGUUAUAUUUUGAAUGUUUGUUUUGCAAGACGUGCAUUUUUAUUUCAUAUAUUAUUCCAUAACAUAAACCUUGAUACACAAAUGUAAGGAGGAAGUUUUCUAGUAAGUAUAGAUUUCAUUUGUUCUUUCCUUUUUGGUUUGUUGAGGGUCUAAGGGAACGCAAUGCUAUUCUGUACAGAAUGUAACUUUUCUCACCGUCUGAGACGAUAGAAGCUGAUGCUCAUUCUGUUGUGUUUGCUCGUCUUGGCUCUAAUGGGAUGUGUUUCUGUGUUGGACACGCAUGUCAAGUCUUUCACACGAGGAAACGGUCUAUAAAACCUCUAAACACAAGUGUUCCUCGUCGCCUCGUUCUCUACAGAUCAUUCCAGACCUCUGAUAAGAGUGUUUGUGUGUUUAAAGUUUAUGUUCAUCUUUAGGACUGACAACUGGUGCUCUAUCUAAGUGAUCUUUUAUUUAUUUAUUUUAUUUAUUUUACAGUGCAGUAUUUUUAUGCACACGUACUGUACAAGGAUUCAUUACAAAAUAAGUCUCUUCAGGUUUCUGUACUUUGCAUUCAAUCAGUUUUGUUGGGAAGUGAAAAAAUGUAUUAUGCUUUUAAUGUUUUCUUUUCAUAUAUAAAGAAAUUGA
Messenger RNA from Triplophysa dalaica, 3310 nucleotides. RefSeq names its product prospero homeobox protein 1-like. Gene Ontology annotation, cellular component: nucleus. The record is from RefSeq and is a predicted model, not a curated record. The coding region runs from base 193 to 2406 and encodes 737 amino acids. The transcript is spliced from 5 exons. NCBI's taxonomy places the organism in Eukaryota, Metazoa, Chordata, Actinopteri, Cypriniformes, Nemacheilidae. Gene Ontology annotation, molecular function: RNA polymerase II cis-regulatory region sequence-specific DNA binding; DNA-binding transcription factor activity, RNA polymerase II-specific. Gene Ontology annotation, biological process: regulation of transcription by RNA polymerase II.